This is a messenger RNA of Adineta steineri, 867 nucleotides long. NCBI's taxonomy places the organism in Eukaryota, Metazoa, Rotifera, Eurotatoria, Adinetida, Adinetidae. The record is from the annotation of a GenBank genome assembly.
AUGGUUUCAGUUAAAUAUCAAAAAGUUCUCUAUGAUGUUUCUCCUCAUGAUUUUAAAAUUCUUGAUGAUGAUCAUGUAUAUAAAAUGAGUAGUGAAAUAAAUCAUUCCAUAUCUUCAUCAUCAUAUCGUCAUAUAUACUGGUCAACAGUAGCUGAAUCUGGUUUAAUAACUCAACAAGUAAGCUUAGUUAUAUUAUUUACAAUUCUAUUUGUUCAUUUGGAUACGAAUAAUCUACAACCAAUAAAUAUUUUAAUAAUCAAUGCAUUAAUUGGACUUAUUGGUUUAUUUCUUUAUCGACAACAUAUUAGUUUAAAAUUAUUACAAGAAAAUUUUAAAACAUUAUCAAUAUUUCUUCUAUUUGGUUCAUUGGUAUCACCUGUUGUAUUUACAUUAACAAAAACAAUCAGUACAGAUACAAUUUAUGCAAUGAGUACAUUAAUGAUGUUAACUCAUUUAAUCUUUUAUGAUUAUGGAUCUGAAACUGCUAUGGUGCAAAAAGCUUUGUCAUUUAGUGUAGCAUUAUUUUCAUCUGUUUGUCUUGCAUCACGUUUAUCAACAUCAUUUCAUACAUUUUGUUUAGUCACAUCAGCUGUACUUGUUUUUGCUCUAUGGCCAGAAUUAAGAAAAUAUAUUAAAAAAUCAAGUUUUGAAAUAUUUUCAGUUUUAACUAUUGUACAUAUUCUUGGAUGUAUUAUACUUUUAUUUCAUCUUUCAAUGUUACAUAUGAUUCUUUAUGCAUUAGCAAUACUUUUUCUCACAUUUCUUUGUCCAUUAUGGCUCAUUUCAUUACAAAAAUAUAAAAUAUCAAUUCGUGGUGCAUGGGAAGAAGCAGUAGUUCCAGAACAGACAAAAGAUAAAUUUGAAUAA